UUAUGAGUUAUGAGGAAUCCAGCGCAGCAAUUAAAUGGCUGUCGAAAAGCAAUAUAUAGAGUUGUAUUAAAUGCAGCAGCUAAUUACCCCCACCAACUUCCUUUGGCCCUCUCAAGAAAACAUAACAACACUCACUCUAAUUUCCCUCCCUUUUCCUUCCACAAAUGGAGAAUUCCCCAUCUCAUCCUUCCUCUUCUUCUCUUCAAUGUCCUCCUUCAACCCCUUCUCUCCUCCUCCACCCACUGCCACCACCACCCCUUACCUCACCAACCUCGGCUUCGGCUACUCCAUCGCCAUCGCCCUCGGCGUUCUCUUCCUCCUCUCCACCCUCAUCCUCUCCUCCUACCUUUGCUGCCGCACCCUCCGCCGCCGCAACAACAACAACAACCGCCGCCACACCCCCGAUGGCGUCGUGCUCCCGCGCGUGAUCUUCGUACCCGAGGACGAGGAUGACGACGACGACGACACCCGCCAGAACGACGUCGCCACCGGCCUCGACCAGGCCGUCAUAAACUCCUACCCCAAGUUUCCAUUCGUUAAGGAAGGUAAUUACGACAGCACAUGCUCGAUCUGUUUGUGCGAGUACAAGGAUUCGGAGAUGCUGAGGAUGAUGCCAGAGUGUCGACACUACUUUCAUCUCUGUUGUCUCGACCCAUGGCUCAAGCUUAACGGGUCCUGCCCCGUUUGCCGGAACUCCCCCAUGCCGACGCCGCUGUCCACGCCGCUGCAGGAGGUCGUGCCGCUCUCGCAGUACGCCGAUGCCAGGGCGAGGAGGUGAAUUUGAAUUUGAAUUUUCUUCUCCGGUGUAGUUUGAGUUCAGUGGGGAAGUAAAAGGAGAAGCAUUUAAAUGUUUUUAGUUGUUUUUCUUAUCAAAAUUCGAGUUUUAUCUCGACCAUCAUAAUAAAAAGUAGUUCAUGUUUAGAUGUUGGUGUAGAUUGUCGAGGUAAGACUACAAUUUUGAUUAGAGAAUAGUACUAAAAACAUUUAAGAAAAAAAUUGUAUCUAAAUUUUCUGCAAAAUGUAAAUCUUCCCUGUAGACGGGAGAUGGUGAUUCUUUUUUUUUUUUUUAAUUCUGAGGAAGAAAAAUGAGGUGGUGGUGGUGGUGGGAGCAUGUGUAGGAUUACAAGGCAAUUUCAGGAGGGUUUGAAUUUUGAUUAUGUGAUUCUAUGGUGUUAGCAAGUGUUUUGCGGGUUACUGAGUUAUUUAUUGGUAAUGCACAGAAAUGCCGAAUUUCACUUUUUUAGGGAAAA
Molecule: messenger RNA, 1250 nt
Organism: Glycine soja
Lineage: Eukaryota; Viridiplantae; Streptophyta; Magnoliopsida; Fabales; Fabaceae
Product: RING-H2 finger protein ATL67-like
Exons: 1
Coding region: 71-778 (235 amino acids)
Biological process (GO): protein ubiquitination
Molecular function (GO): transferase activity
Source: RefSeq, a predicted model, not a curated record